AUGGCUACACAAAUAACUCCUGGGCUUCCUCAGACAUACCGGGCACUCCUUCUCAAAUCUAGGAGAGACCCUUAUGAUAUUGAAGUGGUGACCAAGCCUAUGCCGCAAGCCGGACCAGGCAGUGUUGUUAUCCGCAUCCUCGGGGCGAAUGUCUUAACGUACAGCGACCAAAUCUACACCGGUAGUCGACCUUACCCUUACCCGACACCGUUUACACCAGGCUGUUCUGCUAUUGGUCGUGUUUCCAGCGUUGGCCCAGACGCAACGACACUUCAGCCAAGCCAGCUGGUCUUCUUCGACCUUUUCAUUCGUGGCCGGGACAAUCCAGAUUCACUGAUUCUCUCCGGCGUUUUCGAUGGCCUAAAUGCUGCAAGUAAGAAGCUGAUGGCCGGCGAAUGGCGCAACAGUACAUAUGCCGAGUACGCCAAGGUUCCGUUGGAGAACUGCUUCCCAUUGAAUGAAAGUUUGUUGCUGGGAAGUCCGGCCGAUGGAGGUCUAGGUUAUAGAGAGACAGAUUUGCUCUACCUGAGCAAACUAGCGGUGGUAUUUGGAGGGCUCAGGGAUGUUGAUGUUAGAGCCGGUGAGACAGUCGUGAUAGUGCCAGCGACGGGGGCGUUUGGUGGUGCAGCUGUGCUUGCAGCCCUGGCAAUGGGCGCACAGGUCAUCGCAAUGGGGCGAAAUCAGGAAGCCUUGGAAAAGGUGAAAGCGCUUGAUCGAAAUGGCAGAAUCCGAACAGUUCACAAUAGCGGUGAUGUCGAGGUAGACAUUCAAGAGUUGACCAAAUACGGUCCGUUGGACGUUUUCUUCGACAUAUCCCCGGAAAAUGCAUCAAAUAGCACGCAUUUCAAGAGUUGCAUUCGUUCCCUGCGUCGUGGCGGCCGAUUCAGUAUGAUGGGAGCUCCCAAAGAGGUGUCUCUGCCGGUCUAUGUCAUGAUGCACAAUGAUAUUACUUUCAAGGGGAAAUGGAUGUAUACCCCCGAUGACGUCCGCUUUGUGAUAAAGCUGGCUGAGAGGGGCUUUGUCAAGCUCGGGGAGGCCGGGGACAUUCAAACGGUGGGCAAGUUUGCUUUGGAAGAGUUUGCCGAUGCGUUUGCUGCGGGCGCGAAGAUGAGUGGUCCUUGGCUGCAAACCGUGAUUGUCCCUUGA
Messenger RNA from Penicillium atrosanguineum, 1146 nucleotides. RefSeq lists its product as uncharacterized. NCBI's taxonomy places the organism in Eukaryota, Fungi, Ascomycota, Eurotiomycetes, Eurotiales, Aspergillaceae. The transcript has a single exon. The record is from RefSeq and is a predicted model, not a curated record. The coding region runs from base 1 to 1146 and encodes 381 amino acids.